This is a messenger RNA of Tupaia belangeri chinensis (Chinese tree shrew), 3880 nucleotides long. RefSeq names its product BAG cochaperone 4 (gene BAG4). The record is from RefSeq and is a predicted model, not a curated record. Gene Ontology annotation, cellular component: membrane; cytosol; nucleus. Gene Ontology annotation, molecular function: protein-folding chaperone binding; adenyl-nucleotide exchange factor activity. NCBI's taxonomy places the organism in Eukaryota, Metazoa, Chordata, Mammalia, Scandentia, Tupaiidae. Gene Ontology annotation, biological process: protein stabilization.
GAGGAGCCAGCAUAUCCAGGCUAUAAUUCUAAUUACUGGAAUUCUUCUGCACGGCCCAGGGCUCCGUACCCAAGUACAUAUCCUGUAAGACCAGAAUUGCAAGGCCAGAGUGUGAAUUCUUACACAAACGGAGCAUAUGGUGCACCGUACCCUCCUGGCCCUGGGGCGAAUGCCGCCUCGUACUCUGGGGCGUACUAUGCACCUGGAUACACUCAGACCAGUUACUCUACCGAAGUUCCCAGCACUUACCGUUCACCUGGCAAUAGCCCAAGCCCGGUCUCCCGGUGGCUGUACCCACAGCAGGACUGUCAGACUGAGGCGCCCCCUCUCAGGGGCCAGGUUCCGGGGUACCCUGCUUCACAGAACCCUGGAAUGGCCCUGCCCCAGUAUCCCUACGGGGAUGGUAGUCGGAGCGUCCCACAGGCAGGACCCGCCGCACGACCACAGGAGGAUGCGUGGGCCUCUCCCGGGGCUUACGGCAUGGGCGCCCGCUACCCCUGGCCUUCAGCUGCACCCUCAGCCACCCCCGGGGCACUCUACAUGACCGAAGGCACUUCUUCGUGGCCUAGCAGUGGCUCCCCUCAGUCACCGCCAUCCCCACCACCCCAGCAGCCCAAGGAGCCCUCAUACCCCUAUAGCCAGUCAGAUCAAGGCCUGAGUCGGCACAGCUUUCCGUGCAGCGUCCACCAGUACGAGCCCUCGGGGACCAUGAACAGUGAUCACCCGGAGCUCCUGGAUGCCCGAGUCCAGUACAGCGCCGAGCCGCAGCUGUACGGCGGUGCCGCCAGCGACCACCCCAGCAGUGAGGACCAGGGCAGCCAUCUCCCCGAGGAGUGCCUACCUGCACAGGAAAGUACGCCUCCAGGGAUUAAGAAAAUCAUCCACGUGCUGGAGAAGGUCCAGUACCUCGAACAAGAAGUAGAAGAGUUCGUGGGGAAAAAGACAGACAAAGCGUACUGGCUCCUCGAGGAGAUGCUGACCAAGGAGCUUCUGGAACUGGAUUCGGUUGAAACUGGGGGCCAGGAUUCGGUCCGGCAGGCCAGAAAGGAGGCCGUUUGUAAGAUCCAGGCCAUACUGGAGAAAUUAGAAAAGAAAGGGUUAUGAAAGGAUUUAGAACAAAACAAAAGCCUGUUACUAACUUGGCCAAAGAACUCUUGCUUUUGGUUAAUUACCCUCUUUUUGAAAUGCUUGUUGACAAGAAGCAAUACAUUCCAACUUUCCUUUGGUUUAAAACUUGAAAAACUGGCAAAGGAAUGGAAGAACAUUUUAGUUCUGAGUUGUUUUCGGUUUUCAGACGAAUGAAUGUAAUAGGACACUGUGGAGUUACUGAUAUUGCCAAGCAGACUCACUCCUUGCGCGAUCUGUGGGUAUUUGCAAGCUGCUUCUUCCCAGCAGGAGGGGAAUAUGCUUUAUGUAACAGGCUUAUCUGAGACCUGCCAGAUGAGACUGGAGAAAAGCGGAGACCAGCAGGCCGUGUUCUCCGACAUCUGGACUGUCAUGUGUCUGUACAUCGUGACUGCUUUCAGCGUGCACCCUGUGUAAAUUACAGCUUCGAGUCUAGCCUUCUUGGACUGUUUCGUUUUGUUAUUUGCAGUUCACAAAUAUAGUAUUAUUCUCUAUUUCUUGGUACAUUUUGUAGUAAUAUGUUUAAUAUAAUUAUUCAAGAGACUAUAUUGACAGCCGGAUGGCAUUGCCAUUGAAUGUGUACCUUUCCAGCACUUGACCACGUUGCAGUGCAGUGAGUUCUUGAGGUCAGUCGCCUCCCCUUUUGUACAGCCCGUUAGAUUAGAGUUUUCAUCCUCCUUCCGUGGUGGUAGUGAGAAGUAAGUAGGAAAUGGCAUUGACAUAAGGACGAGAAUGUUCGUGGACGCUUUUCUUUUCUGCUUUUUAAAUUGUAUUUGUAUAAAGAUCCACUCUAAAAUCGCCUUUUCUUUUUAAACAAAGUGUAAUUAUCUCCUCGCGGUUGCUGCUUCCAUAGAGCACGGUGAUACAGAUGAAAAAUGAAAUGCCACAGUGAGUAGAAGUCUUGACUACGAAAAGUAACGGGUGUGAUCGUUUGGUGGUAAUGCUGUUCUCAAGCUGCAAUGCUGGUUUCACCAUCAAGGCCCUUAUCGGCAGAUUUCAGCUCAACUUCUGGUUGGGAGCAGGGCAGAAUGGGAUUUGAGCUCAGGGAAUGGGUUAGCCAUAGUUAGGUUGGGUACUUAUUCUCUUCUUUUAAAGGUAUGCCCACAUUUCUCCUCACCUCCCUAGAAUACAUUGCGUGGACAGGCUUGCCUGUUCCAUACAAAGUUGUUCCUUACUGUAGGUGACAGUCCAUUUGGACCCAGACUCAAGGAAGGGAUACUGAAAGGGUCUCAGCUGGCCCUGUCCGAGAAGCUUAGCUCUAUUGGCAUAUUACGAAACACACUUAGUAAAUGCUUGGGUUUUACAUCUGCGGGGAGGUCCAGGGUGCCGUGUCGGUUACUGGAAAAGCAACUACUUCCUAACAGGUCCAUGUGGUUUUCUGUCCAGGUUGCCAGGCCAUUUAUUGAUACUAAAGCUGUCAGCCAUUUUUCUCCACUCAGAAACAAACUAAACCAAUACAAAUAAAUCCCCGACGAGAAGAAAGGUAGUAAAAAUCCCGCCUGGAUCUUACGAUUAGGAUGAGUGAUUUUGCAGGGUAAUAUGGUAAUAACUUUGUUCUAGGAUUUUCGUUUAUGCCCUUAGAUAGGGAUAUUUUAAAAAGGCUUGUCUGUGAAAAUUACAAAAUUUUACUUGAGACUACAGUGUAAAAGGUGGAAAACUGUAAAGCUAAGUUACCAGAGAGGCGAUGAGUGAGCCAGAGGAGAACACCGCUAACAGUGCCCAAGAUGCCAGUUUCCGCGAAGUCUUGAUUUAUAUAUGACUUACACGUGUUAUUUAUAUACAUUAUACACAUAUAUACGAUGUGUGUUGUGUUUUCUAAGAAUUAUUUUUAAAAUUUUCGAGAUGAUUUUAGAUUUGCAAGAGAGUCGUAGAAAUAGUACAGAGCUCCCGUGUGCCGUCUGCCCGCCUUCCCUGGUACCGUCUCACGUAACCACAGAACAUUUGUGAAAAUGAAGCAAUUAACCUUGAUACAAUACUGUGAACUGAAAACAGAGAGUUUAAAAAGUAGAGAUUCUAUUAGCUUCUUUGCCAAUGUCCUAUUACCGUUCUACAACCCGACCCAGGGUCUUGUGUUCAGUUGUCACGUCUCUGAUGUGCCCUCCCGUCUGUGACCAAGGGUUGCAGCGGAAGCGGCCCGGUGGUGUACUGUUUUCCUGGUGUCGCUGACCUGGACUACCAUGCCAGGUGCCUACUAGGGUUCUCUACUGUGAACGUCACUGUGUUUUCCUUCGUAAUUACUGCAGAUCUGCUGGAGAUACUUUGAGACUAUGCAAAUGUCCUGUUUCCGCUUAAACUCUCGCCCACGCGUUUUCCUCUGCGUUGGCAGACCCUGCUUGUGGUGGUUACCAUCGUGGUGUUCUGAUAGUGAUGUUCUCUCUCUUGCUUUCUUUCCACAGUUGUUCAUUGGACUUCUUCUAUAGGAGAGUUGUGACUUCUGGAUUUAUAUUUUAAUUAUAAGAUAUUCAGGAUAAGUACAAACAUAGAACUUAAAUAUGUAAACCAUGUUAAAAUGAUUCCAAAUACAUUAACAAAGAAAAGCCAAUGGAGUUGAUAACCUGUCUCAGAAAAUAGGAUGAACUUAAAGAUACAACUUGUACUGAAUAGGGUAGACCUGGUUCGACUGUUGACCUAAUUUUGACUUCAGACUGAAUUCAAAAUUUUCUUGUAAUUUUACAUCUGGAUUUUUAAAAAGUGUCAAAAUUUACAGUACUUUGUCAAAACCUUGAAUAAAGCAUCUGAGACCUGGCAUGAUGAA